UGCAAGGCAAGGAGUGUUUUCUGCCUGAGACUAAAUCAUUCCGACUUCUUCAUUUAAUGCUUUGAAAUAUUGAUUAAGUAUAUUCACCCACGUUUGCUUUAAUCUGAUUGCACAUCUCGAAGUUUUCUUCUGAUGUGGUGCAGCCAUGACUGGUGCAAGCUGGUUUAAUUAGCACUGCUUAGUGAUUUGGGACCCCUGUCAACGGCGAUUGCGUUAUCUAGAAACAUAAGGAGUUAAAGCUAAAGCUGUGACCUCAUCUCUAUUCAUGUUACACUAGACUAGAAGCUGUGCUGAAAGGGAUUGUUUAACUGCCUCGCUGUCUUUACUGCUGCUAGUUGAUUGCUUUAAUUUGGUUCUGAUAUCUAUAGCACGCUUUUGCUGAACAACUGUUAAUAGUAGGGUUUUGUGGGAAUACUGGAAACAAAUGAAGUCACGCUAACACUGACUGCAUGUGGAAAUAGCUCCCACGGAAAUAUUUAGACUCAAAUACGUCUUUCUACCCGAGUUCAACUUUUUAUUGCUUCCCCCGUGAAAAUCCAAGCAGCAUCAAGGAGAGCUAAAACGCACCCGCUUCUGGCCAGUCAUGCACUUACGCAACUGCGUGUGCCAUUUAUUACUUUAUUACUCAGCGCUGCGUAUGAAACGAGGAGUGCAAUUGCUGUCGCUUUAAUGUCAGAGUGGCGUACGUUACAAUAGGUGUCACUGUGCGGCUGGCUCCAAUCCUUAUCGGUGACUUCAGCUAUUGGCUCCCACCGAAUGCUGCCUGACUCCAUCUGCAGGGCUGCAAUACCUACUCUGCUCUGAGCAGUUCAAGGCACAAGUUCAGCUUGCCGAGCAGACUAGCAGUGCUGUUGUGCACGUCUGGCUUAGCCCCCUUCAGAAAGCCGAUGCUGCAGCCACGCACGAACCCUCUUCACAGGCUGUAGCUCUUUCCUGAUCAGGAGAUCUAGAGAGAAAUAAAACUGGCUGGAAUGAUGGGGAUGUAUUUAACAAUUCAAGUACUGGAUCAAACUUAAAGCCAGUUUCUUGCUCGGUGCGCUGAAAAGGUCACCUUGUCUUGCCGGAAAAGAAGUAAACUCUCAGCUCUGCUGCUCUCUGUUUAACAGCUUCUGUGUGCAUUUCUUAAUGUUCUUAGCUAGUUAGGCUGUCUAGCUUUACAGACAAGUAUACUCAUGGUAGAUGAGAAAGGAAAGAACAUGAAAUGUCUCACCUUCUUCUUGAUGCUUCCAGAGACGGUCAAGAACAGGUCCAAGAAGAGCUCUAAGAAGGGAAAUAGCAGCAGCAGUAGCAGCAGCAAAUUGCCUCCAGUUUGCUAUGAAAUCAUUACUUUGAAGACCAAAAAGAAGAAGAAGAUGGCUGCUGAUAUUUUCCCCCGAAAGAAACCAGCCAACACUAAUACAACUGCUGUCCAGCAGUACCACCAGCAAAAUCUCAAUAACAACAACACUAUUCCAGCACCUAAUUGGCAAGGACUUUAUCCAACCAUCAGAGAGAGAAAUGCAGUGAUGUUCAACAAUGACUUGAUGGCAGAUGUUCAUUUUGUGGUCGGGCCACCAGGUGGGACCCAGCGGCUGCCAGGACACAAAUACGUCCUGGCUGUUGGGAGCUCUGUAUUCCACGCAAUGUUUUACGGAGAGCUUGCUGAGGACAAAGAUGAAAUCCGUAUACCAGAUGUUGAGCCUGCUGCUUUUCUCGCAAUGCUGAAAUACAUAUAUUGCGAUGAAAUUGAUUUGGCUGCAGAUACCGUACUGGCCACUCUUUAUGCUGCCAAGAAGUAUAUCGUCCCUCAUCUUGCCCGCGCCUGCGUCAACUUUCUAGAGACAAGUCUAAGUGCAAAGAAUGCCUGUGUGCUGCUUUCCCAGAGCUGCUUAUUCGAGGAACCUGACCUGACCCAGCGCUGUUGGGAAGUGAUUGAUGCCCAAGCCGAGCUAGCUUUGAAGUCUGAGGGUUUCUGUGACAUUGAUUUUCAGACACUUGAAAGCAUUCUCCGAAGGGAGACUCUGAAUGCCAAAGAAAUUGUUGUUUUCGAAGCAGCUCUAAACUGGGCUGAAGUGGAGUGUCAGAGACAAGAGCUAACAGCUACCAUAGAGAACAAGCGCAAAGUCCUCGGGAAGGCUCUGUACUUGAUACGCAUCCCCACCAUGGCACUCGAUGACUUUGCCAACGGUGCUGCUCAGUCUGGGAUUCUGACUCUCAACGAAACCAAUGAUAUCUUCCUCUGGUACACGGCUGCUAAGAAGCCAGAGCUGCAGUUUGUGAGCAAGCCCCGGAAAGGCCUCGUUCCCCAACGAUGCCACCGUUUCCAGUCCUGCGCUUACCGCAGCAACCAGUGGCGCUACCGGGGCCGGUGUGACAGCAUCCAGUUUGCUGUUGAUAAGAGAGUGUUUAUUGCUGGCUUUGGGCUGUACGGGUCCAGCUGUGGAUCGGCAGAGUACAGUGCCAAGAUUGAACUCAAACGACAAGGAGUUAUCCUAGGCCAAAACUUGAGUAAAUACUUCUCAGACGGUUCUAGUAACACUUUUCCCGUGUGGUUUGAAUAUCCAGUGCAGAUUGAGCCUGACACCUUUUACACAGCCAGCGUGAUUCUGGAUGGCAAUGAACUCAGCUAUUUUGGACAAGAAGGAAUGACAGAAGUUCAGUGUGGGAAGGUGACUGUUCAGUUUCAGUGUUCUUCGGACAGUACAAAUGGCACUGGGGUACAGGGAGGGCAAAUUCCCGAACUCAUAUUUUAUGCUUGAAUGAAAGCAAAAAGCAUUUUGCUAUGAAGAGUCUGUCUGGUUCAGGCCUACUGAUGCUUAGCUUUUUAUCUGCAGAUACGUGGUCAGUACAGGUAAUACAUAACUAAACGCUGUGGGCAAGUUACUGGCUUGCUAUACUUCUACCAUUGUUGGUGAUAAAGUUUAAGUGUAAUAUUAAAACUGGAAGCUCUUAAGCAAGUUUUAUAGGCUUUGUAAAAGGGGUGCUUGUUUGCUGGUGAUGCUGACCCUUUCUUUGAUGCACCUGUGAAUCACCAGAGGAUGUCCUCUUGUAUCUCACUAAACAUUGUCUUCAUUGAUCCAUUUUCUCCUUCUCCAUUUUCUGCUUGUAAUUAUUUGGGGAAGUUGGGGUAGAAGAUUAAGAGCCUUGUUUUAUAGUUCACUCUUCUGUCUGCUUUUCAAUAAACUGAGCUGCUUUUGAUCAUGGGAGCUGAAAGAAGUGCUUCAGUUGUAAGCAGAAAAAUCACAGGUUUAAACCUUCAUCUUGUGAGACUCUCCUGUGGCCAGCUGUUUGGGAUGGCUGCAGGGGAAGAUGGAGAGAAGCAAACAACCUUCAGGAAGCUAUGCAGUAUGUUGACUCCACAGUGCACAGGCGUUUUUACAGUGCGGUGGGGAUGUGGGCUUGGCAAAAUCCCUGAAAGUUCAUUUUCUAGGAAUCUCACCUCACAGGCAAGGAAGUACUUGCACAUGUUCGAAUUGUGUAUGCAGCUCUUGAAAUCCUACUCCCAUGACCUAGUUUUUACUACAUUUAAGUUGAUUUGCUAUUUAAAUGGCUUUUCUUUGAACCCUUGCUAAGUAAACGAGAAUUAAUAGCUAUCCUCUGAUGCAGGGUGAUUUUUUGUUUGUUUUGGGUGGGUUAUUUUUCUUCCUCCUAAACAUGGUAGAGACGGAUUAUAGAGGAGCAAAAGAAUGCAGCAAUCCUGACUUGGACUUUUUUCUGUAAUAUGAGAUUGCUUCUUUUUCUUACUAUACAUUAUGAGUGGAAAUUUAAACAAAGACAAAAGAUUCCCAACUGUGGUCAUAUUACACUUAAUGUAUCAUCAGAUAGAAGUGAGGAGGAGGAAGUCUUCUCUAAUGUGUUAAUGUUGGAUCUCUUGCAACUGCUUAUGGUUACACGUCAAUCAGAGGAUUAUGUGGUACAGAACCUUUUCCUAUAUUCUUUUAUUUUUCCCAAGUUUCCUGUUAUACGUCUGUAUCGUUUUUAGUAAAGUAUUAGGGAUCAUGACUCCUUUUAUCAGGGAAGGAAACCAGUAUAAACAAGAAGUAUAGGUACUGUAGAAACAUAAAUUCUUUCACCAUUGUAUUGGGACAGUUGCCUCUCAGAGAGAGGCACAUUACCUGUUGUAAAGCAUCUCAUUCUUAUUUCACUUCUGAAGUGGGUUCUGUUUGUUACAUACGUUUUAAUGAAAUGAGAGGACCAAAUGAUUCUUUAGUCAGACUGCAGAUUAAUGUAACAGUAUAUCAACGCAUUAAUGUAGCAUAACCUUAAAUUCACUUGCCAGUUUUGUAAUAAAAAUGUUUUUUUCAUAUGAUUUCUUACCAUUUUAAUACUAUUACUCUGAGUGUUUCUUGACAGUUGGAAUCCUGGCCCCUGGCCAUUGUAAAGUGCCAGUACAUCUUUGCAGUGUCCAAAAUGCCAUCUGAAGUAAGGAAAACUGGAGCAUAGGCAUCAAACACUUUAUGGCCAAAGCCCAGAUCUUCUCUCUAGGUAAUAAAAGGAGAGCCAGGUAAAAAACUUCCCUGCAAGAUCUAUGCUUUUCACCCAUGUUAGUGUUUAAUGUUUUAUAUACAUGCAUAACACACGUGUGUGUAUAAGUGACAUUCUUUCUGAAAUGUAAAUACCCUCAAAAUAUAUAGAAAAAUGUUUUGUUUUUUUUUGUAACAGAUGUACAUAAUCCAGACUGUUAGUGAGAUCUAAACAGAAUGCUCCAUGAAAAAUUCCCAGAGAGAGAGAUUUAAAAAACCUCCAGUUAAUUAUAUUUAGAUCCGCAGCCUAAAAUAGACAAAGAGUAUAAACUGUAUGGACUGCAGGAAAAGUUGCUGGAGAAACUGCUAAAAGGAAUUUAAGAUUGUGAUGAGGUAAUGGUCAUCUGCUUUUAGACAACCUCUGAGCAGCAGUUCCAUUUAUUUAAAUACAUUUGAAAGCAGAAAAAGAUGCUAAUCAACUGAUUAAGUUUUCUUGCAGCGAGCAGUUGAUGUAGAUGUAAUUACUCUGAGUGAUGAUCAGAUUGACAAGUUGCUUGCAGUAGCAAGCUGCAUUCUGAAUUGUUUGGAAAAAAAUCAGGUGCCUCAGCUGGUGAGAUGAAUUGGCGAGUAAUGCAUUCUAGAACUAGGCUUGGGUGCUCACUUUUAAGUUAUCUUUUGGUUUUUACUUCUCUGCAAAUAAAGGUGAGGUAUCCACUGCAUUCACUGGCUGCAGCAGAAGUUGGGAGAUCAGAAUCCUGUGUAGCUGUAAUAUGUAGAAAGUGAGCUGUUACUUAAUUAUUAUUUUACCUGCUACUUUUCUGAAAUCUUUUUGACGAAGUAGGAUGAAAACGAUUCCUCUGAAUCCAUUCCAGGUUUUAGGAGCUGGGGCAUGUAAAGUUUUUCAAUAUGGGUGAAUAAAUGUAAGCCCCCAAAACACCUAUCGAUGUUUACAGCGUGACUUGAUUCUAAGCACUGCUUGAUGCUAACAAGUACUGGUAUUUAAGAAGGUGCUAGCACCAGUUGCCUUGGCACAUGAGGGCACUCAAGUAGGUGUCUAAAUGUGGAUUUGGUUGGUUUAGCAUCAGCAUCUAAGCUUGAAUAUGUUGAUUGACGUUUUGAAAGCAUCAGCUGUAUCAACCUGGAAUGUAAACAUCAUGUCAAUAGAGAUCCUUUCAUAGAUUCUGUCUUAAACUGUUCCUGGCCAUCUUUGCUACUUGUAUGCUUGAUUUUCCUGGUGAGGGGAAUCUGUGAUAAGAGAGUAUAAUGUAAUAUACUUUCUGCCUAUCUAAAAUAGUAUUUAAGUAAACAUUUUGAUUUCUACAUACUUAUUGCACUGAAAUGUUUGGGGGUUUUGUUUUUGUUGGGGUUUUUUGUGAUAAACUCAGCUAACUUCAGGUCCCAAUGCCCAUUUGUGCUGGAGCAGUGUUUGACCAUAGCAGGCUUACAGCAUUAUUUAUAAAGGACAGAUAUAUAUAAAUAUGAAGUACCUCAUGUUGAAUGUUAUUGUACUGUAUCUUUAAUGUCACAGUGCAGAUCUUGUUGGACUCAUGAAUGUGUAUAAUUGCAUUAAACAUACAAAUAAAAAUGGUUCUUAAA
Pezoporus occidentalis (night parrot) is the source of this 6038-nucleotide messenger RNA. It is a transcript of the gene BTBD3, whose product is annotated as BTB domain containing 3. Gene Ontology annotation, molecular function: protein binding. The record is from RefSeq and is a predicted model, not a curated record. Gene Ontology annotation, cellular component: cytosol. NCBI's taxonomy places the organism in Eukaryota, Metazoa, Chordata, Aves, Psittaciformes, Psittacidae. Gene Ontology annotation, biological process: neurogenesis; dendrite morphogenesis; cerebral cortex development. The coding region runs from base 1173 to 2738 and encodes 521 amino acids. The transcript is spliced from 4 exons.